GUGUGGGCUCCGGAUGUCACUCCGGGGCCUCCGGUCGCCGGCCUCGCCGGAGCUUUGGUUGGAGAUGCGCACCACGCUCCUCCGAACCGCGCUGCUGCGCCACGAGAUCGCCCACCUGGCGCAGAACAUCCAGUCCUACGUGAUGUUCGAGGUGUUGGACACUUCCUGGGCCAAGCUGCAAGUUGGUUGGCGGGCCUGCACUGACUUGGACCAGGUGAUAUUGCAGCACGAGCGUUAUUUGGCGGGCCUCGAGGAGGGGGCCUUCUUGGCCCGAGGCAGCGAGGCUGUCCUCUCUGGAGUCUCCAACUUGCUCAACCUGGCCUUGGAGUUCUGCGCUUUGCAAGAGCAGGCAUGUGCUUCAUCCUUCGAAGCAGCAGAAGCCAUGAUGGAGGUGGAGGCGGACGUGGCAGAUCUGUUUCAGGCUGCGCGGAGCCGGCCCUUCGCGCGGUCCCUCGCGGAGUGCCGGGGGCAGCUAGAUACUUUAGCCACAGCUUUCGUCCAGAAGCUCCAGGCUCUUCUGCGCGCGUUGGAGGAGCAACCAGAGCGAUCUUCAGACCUCAGUUUUCUGCUGUGCCGAUUGGACUUCAACACGUACUACGAGAAGCGAGCGGGGUGACACUCGUGAGCGCAAUCCAGUUCUAGUGUCAAGCAUCGACGUCUGGUGCAAAAAUUUCGUGGGCAUAUGCACAUGUGGGAUGUAGUGUUGCUUUCUCAGUUGUCCAGCGCGGGCCCUUUUGCUCAAAGGAACGCAUGGACUGCUCA
This is a messenger RNA of Effrenium voratum, 762 nucleotides long. NCBI's taxonomy places the organism in Eukaryota, Dinophyceae, Suessiales, Symbiodiniaceae. The record is from the annotation of a GenBank genome assembly.